Molecule: messenger RNA, 652 nt
Organism: Pterocles gutturalis (yellow-throated sandgrouse)
Lineage: Eukaryota; Metazoa; Chordata; Aves; Pterocliformes; Pteroclidae
Gene: MAFG
Product: v-maf avian musculoaponeurotic fibrosarcoma oncogene homolog G
Exons: 2
Coding region: 29-517 (162 amino acids)
Biological process (GO): regulation of transcription by RNA polymerase II; regulation of epidermal cell differentiation
Cellular component (GO): nucleus
Molecular function (GO): DNA-binding transcription factor activity, RNA polymerase II-specific; RNA polymerase II cis-regulatory region sequence-specific DNA binding
Source: RefSeq, a predicted model, not a curated record
AGAAGCUGUGUGACAAGGCUGUCGUGUUAUGACGACCCCCAACAAAGGAAACAAGGCCUUGAAGGUGAAGCGGGAACCGGGCGAGAAUGGGACCAGCUUGACAGAUGAGGAGCUGGUGACCAUGUCUGUGCGGGAGCUGAACCAGCAUCUGCGGGGCCUGUCGAAGGAGGAGAUCAUCCAGCUGAAGCAGCGCCGGCGCACGCUGAAGAACCGGGGCUAUGCGGCCAGCUGCCGAGUCAAGCGCGUUACCCAGAAGGAGGAACUGGAGAAGCAGAAGGCAGAGCUGCAGCAAGAAGUGGAGAAGCUGGCCUCCGAGAAUGCCAGCAUGAAAAUAGAACUGGAUGCUCUCCGCUCCAAAUACGAGGCUCUCCAGAACUUCGCCAGAACCGUGGCCCGGAGCCCCAUGACCCCUGCGCGGGGGCCUCUCACCUCCAGCAUGGGGCCCCUCGUCCCUGGCAAGGUCGCUACUACCAGCGUCAUCACGAUAGUGAAAUCCAAAACGGACGCCCGGUCUUAGUGAAGCGAGCGUUGCCUGAGCUUGUCUGUGCAGGGCAAUUAGGCACAAAACCAGCCUGGAAUCCCCAAAGCACAAACCUUCCCCAAUGGGUCCGGGUUCCUUCUGCUUGGCUCAGGACUGGCCUGCUGAUCACUC